UUUCAUCGGAAGUGAAGGAUUGUACUAUGUUUAAUAGUUAUAACGUGGGGUUUCCUCUAAUCUGAACUUAUUAUUCAGUGUUAAAAGGCGAGGUUGUCGGUGAUGUUGACUGCAUACAGCAGCAGCUCAGAGGAGGAAAGUGAGGCUCCAUCGACCACUACUCAAAACUCAUCUGUGUCUUCUAAGUGUCAGGAGGAAGAUGACCACAGCCCACAAAGAAAGAAACCGAAAAUGAAGGAACAGGUUGUUGAAACAAGUGUUUCCAGGUUGCCUCUUCCUGGUUGCUUGUUGGAGAUGUUCCCAGAUGAAGUGAACUCACAGGCUGAAGAAAGUGCUCUUCAUGGUGGACGUGUCCGGUCGUUUAAACAUGAGAGAGGCAACUGGGCCACUUACGUUUAUUUACCAUACCAUCCUGAAGAAGAAUUUAGGUUGUUGUUAGAGGAAAUGCUUUCGGUAGCAAGGGCUCGUGGUGUGGUUAUGACCCCUCAGGAGGAGUUUCACCUCAGCCUGUCUCAGACAGUGGCGUUGAGACACCACUGGAUCCAGCCCUUCACACAGAGUCUCAGAGCCGGCCUUGUGCAUUGCAAGAGGUUUCUAUGUUCAGCGGGGAGACUGAGGAUCUAUUGUAAUGCUGAAGGAACAAGGACAUUUCUCGGGAUGGAAGUGUCUAAUGGGCAUGCCCAGUUGUUGGACCUGGUCCAAGUAGUAGACAAAACAAUGGCAGAGUUUCACUUGGACCCUUUCUAUAAGGAUCCAUCUUUCCAUGUGAGUUUAGCCUGGUGUGUUGGAGAUUUGAGGGAACAGAUGAAGGAAGGAAUUCAGGAGCUGCAGAGUCUGGUUGAUGAUCAUGAAGAAGGACCAUUUCAGCUAAUGUUGGAUUGCGUUGAGGUGCAAUGCAGGACAGGAAACAAGACCUUUCGUUUCCCUCUGUAGCUCUUAGAUUGGAUGCAUAGUGUACCCUGACCUCUGGACCUUUUGUAUGUUUCUUCUUACCCUCAGAGGUUUGGGCCAAAAACGUCACUAGCAUCUCAUAUCAAGUUACAGGCCAUGCUGAAAUGCCAGAAGAAGGACUUGCUAUAUUUUAUACUGCAGUUUUGGAUAUUUUUGACCAUAAAAAGAAAUGUUGUUACAUACUCUUCUUGGGUAAUAAUUAUUAAUGUUAAUAUGAAAUAAACAUAAUAAGAAGAUAAUGUGAUAAAUAAUAAAUCUUGUACUGUUUGUAGGUAAA
Labrus mixtus (cuckoo wrasse) is the source of this 1228-nucleotide messenger RNA. It is a transcript of the gene usb1, whose product is annotated as U6 snRNA biogenesis 1. NCBI's taxonomy places the organism in Eukaryota, Metazoa, Chordata, Actinopteri, Labriformes, Labridae. Gene Ontology annotation, biological process: U6 snRNA 3'-end processing. The transcript has 7 exons. Gene Ontology annotation, molecular function: 3'-5'-RNA exonuclease activity. The record is from RefSeq and is a predicted model, not a curated record. Gene Ontology annotation, cellular component: nucleus. The coding region runs from base 103 to 933 and encodes 276 amino acids.